This is a messenger RNA of Mus musculus (house mouse), 4436 nucleotides long. It is a transcript of the gene Sox12, whose product is annotated as SRY (sex determining region Y)-box 12. The transcript has a single exon. NCBI's taxonomy places the organism in Eukaryota, Metazoa, Chordata, Mammalia, Rodentia, Muridae. Bases 349 to 1293 code for a protein of 314 amino acids. Gene Ontology annotation, molecular function: sequence-specific double-stranded DNA binding; DNA-binding transcription factor activity, RNA polymerase II-specific; transcription cis-regulatory region binding. Gene Ontology annotation, biological process: positive regulation of cell development; central nervous system development. The record is from RefSeq and is marked validated. Gene Ontology annotation, cellular component: nucleus; nucleoplasm.
GGCGGCGGGCGGGCAAGCGCGCGCGGGGCCGCGGAGAGCCAGGCCGCGACCGGAGCCCGCAGGAGCCCACGAGGCUCGAGUCCUUGGCCCUGCAAAACAAUGCGCGGCGCGCGGAGGAGCUCUACUGGCCCGGGGCGGCGGGGACGCGCGGAGCCCUCUUGAGCCCGCGCCACUGACCUCCCCCUCGCACAGACGGCCCGAGCGCCGGCUGCCGCGCUCCCAGCUCGCGGGGGCCGGGCCGAGCCGCGGGGCGGGGCCGCCCCUCCGUCGCCGCUGCCUCCUCCCCCACCGCCGCCGCGGAGGAUGCGGACGGCCCCCGGCGGCGUCUAGCGGCCCGGGCCCGGCACGAUGGUGCAGCAGCGGGGCGCGCGGGCCAAGCGGGACGGCGGGCCGCCGCCCCCGGGGCCCGGGCCGGCCGCCGAGGGGGCGCGCGAGCCAGGCUGGUGCAAGACCCCGAGCGGCCACAUUAAGCGGCCGAUGAACGCGUUCAUGGUGUGGUCGCAGCACGAGCGGAGAAAAAUCAUGGACCAGUGGCCCGACAUGCACAACGCUGAGAUCUCCAAGCGCCUGGGCCGCCGCUGGCAGCUGCUGCAGGACUCGGAGAAGAUCCCGUUCGUGCGGGAGGCGGAGCGGCUGCGCCUCAAGCACAUGGCGGACUACCCGGACUACAAGUACCGGCCUCGCAAGAAGAGCAAGGGGGCGCCCGCCAAGGCGCGGCCCCGCCCCCCCGGAGGCGGCGGUGGUGGCAGUCGGCUGAAACCCGGGCCACAGCUGCCGGGCCGCGGGGGCCGCCGAGCGUCGGGAGGACCUCUGGGGGGCGGCGCGGCGGCGCCGGAGGACGACGACGAAGACGAAGAGGAGGAGCUGCUGGAAGUACGCCUGCUGGAGACCCCCGGGCGCGAGCUGUGGAGGAUGGUCCCGGCGGGGCGCGCCGCCCGCGGACCCGCGGAGCGCGCGCAGGGGCCAUCCGGCGAGGGGGCGGCCGCCAGCGCCGCCUCUCCGACCCUGUCCGAGGACGAGGAGCCGGAGGAAGAGGAGGAGGAGGCGGCUACAGCAGAGGAGGGCGAAGAGGAGACGGUGGUAUCUGGGGAGGAGCCACUGGGCUUUCUGUCCAGGAUGCCCCCGGGCCCCGCCGGCCUGGACUGCAGUGCCCUGGACCGUGACCCGGACCUGCUGCCCCCUUCGGGCACGUCACAUUUCGAAUUCCCGGACUAUUGCACCCCCGAGGUUACCGAGAUGAUCGCAGGGGACUGGCGCUCGUCUAGUAUCGCCGACCUGGUUUUCACCUACUGAGCCCACCGUCAGCGGGGCGCGCACGCCCCCAAACCAGCUGUUUACAUACAGGAAUCAGGUAUUGGGGCCCCUCGGAGGCCGAGGCUGGCACCCCAUCUCCCGCGCAGCCUCCCCCCUCCUAGUUGUGCCCAUCCCCCCACAAAUCCAGACAUACCCCUCCCCCGCAGACACACCCCAAGGCAGCCCAACCCCCACUUUCUCCCUGACAUCUAAGCCCCUCCCCAUUCAGUCCUGUCCCGCGUAGCCACCAGCAGCCAGCCCCCCUCGGAUACACCUCGUUCCUCCUACAUACCUUAACCCCUCCCCCUCACUUUGCACACGCCCCUCCUCGUGUCCGGACGGCACGCCCCUUCGCUCCAGAAUCCCUCCGCCCUCUCCUGGGCCUGCCUUGGUAGUUAAGGGGGCGCUGCAGUCUAGCGGUUCAGCGCUCCUCCCAGUCCCCUCCUCUUCUGGGGGGGAAGGGAGCCAUCCCUCCCCCCCUGGAUCUCAAGGCCCCACCCCUCAGCUUGAACCAUCCCUCCCCCCCCUUCUUGCGCAUGCUUGAUGCUUCUUGGAGGGGGCAGGUCCCAGUUAAGCUGCAGGCCUCUGUUGCCAACUCCGAAAGGGAGGGGGCGAUUAUAGAGUGAUCUAAGAAAUCCUUUGAUCCCGAAGCCUGUAGCUUACUCUCAACCCAAAGGGGCGUCACUGCCUUAAUGGGAGGCGCACUCAAAGGGAGAGAUAGAAACUAGCUAGCCCUAAACUCUGCAAGUGUCAACCCCUUUUCUAUGAAGGGGUCACCCACGCCCACCACCACCCUCCACCGCGUGACUGCCUUUACAGCCCAUCUUGGUCGCCGGAAACUUGAUUUCCCCAAGUGGGAAUUUAGAAUUCGGUCUUUGGAAAUCCACCAAGAUGGGAUUGUCCAAGAGAACUCAGAACCAAGACACCUACCAGUCUGGGGACAGAGUUCCUGCUGCCCCCUCAAUCCCCCUCCUCGGGAAGCGCCCUAUCAGCUCAGGGCAUCCUCUCUGCCUGGGCUCCUCCCUAAGUCCAUCACCCCUUCCUAUCACUCAAAUCCAGUCUCAGCAACCACAACUGCAGUAUUCAGUGGGAGAAACUGAAGCACGUUGUUGCUAGGGUUUAGGACAGGCAUACCAGCAGCCGGGUGGCAAGAAUGAGGACCAUGUCUAAACAAACUUGGCUUGAGGAGAGACCAGGCCAGGGGACGGUGGCAGAGCUAGUAGUGGACUUGGGUGCUUUGCACCUCGGUCUGCCCUUGUGAGAAAUGGGGUGGCACUGCUGUAGUUAGGAAGCUGUGUUGAGAUUAGGUUGCCAAGUCUGCUCCACUGGUCUCCCGCUCCAGCCCCGCCCCUCCAGCCUCCCCAUCCUCCCUCUGCCCUCACUACCUGUAUCUCACCGGCGUGUGUCCACCCUCUGGGUGGUUCACACACACUCAUUCACACACACACAAAUCUCAGGAACAAACGGUCCCAGAGUCCUCCUCGACCCCUGCCCUGGGUCUCUGCAGGUCUCUGCCCCACGCGUUCCCUUCGCUGACAACGCCACCAGCUGCCUCCUUUAAAGCUUGGUGCUCCGGCUCUGGGCCUUUCUUGCGCUCUUUCUCUAUUUCUCUUUCUGUUUUCUUCCUUUUUUUUUUUCUUUUUUUCUUUUUUAAGAAAACAAAACAAAAAAAAAGACAAUGAAAAAAAAAAAAACGGAAAACGUCAUGUGAGUGAAGAGAUGUCACUGUCUGUGGUCUUUGGAGAACUAGUCUCGUAGCUGAGGGGAGGGGAUUCCCUCCUCUGGGGCGCUGGCACCCACAGCAGGACUCGCCAGUCUGAUGCCAGGACUGAAUAAAGUGUAUUUGCCCCGACCUUGCCCUGUGGUUCUGCAUGUGUACUUCUCACCCUGGCCAGCUUCAAAGUGCCUAGAGUAUGGGCUGGUGCAGGGAGAACGGGUUCUCUUUACCCCUGGCCAGCUUCAAAGUGCCUAGAGUAUGGGCUGGUGCAGGGAGAGCGGGUUCUCUUUAGGCCUCUGUUAUCCUCUAUCUCAGGAAUCCCUGCCUUCAUUAAGAAUGGCAAACUCAUCUUCACAGUGGCUAAGCAUCGUAACUGGGAGGACUGGGGUGGGUGCUGAUGUCACAGUGCAAGGGUGCAAGCCUCUGUAGACAGCCAUAUAUUCCAAGAGAUGCAGGAAACCAGUCAUUGUGCUUGUUAAGUCUCAUUAGGUCAGACGAGACAAGCAUGCAUGCAGGCAGGACUGAUCAUCCGGGGUCAAUUCCACUGUUUAAUAAAGGAUUGGGAAGCAAAAUUGGUAGCUUUGCUCAGAGCCUAUGUUCUGAGCAGCUCUACAGUGUGUGUCUUCUAAGGAUCAACAUGGUAUUUUCAGUGGGAAACCAUGCUUGAGGUAAGCAGUAUUUAAGGUGGUGUGCUCCAUAAAUUGUGUUCCUUCAUUUCCAGAGUAGGAAGCUGGGGAGAGGGGUCCCCAUCAAGCAACCAUGGCUAGAAGUAUUCUGAGGUAUCCCUCAAAUGUGUUGUCCCAUGCUGAGAGGUGGCCUAGGACCUGACUUACAAGGGCCUGCAGUGUAAGCCUACCACAGGACCAGAGGGCAACAGACCGAGAGUUUUCUCCUGAGGUUCUACUCAGUUCUUCCUCGGCGCAUUCGUUGUACCUUUCUCCCCCAUGCGUUGCCUUGUCCAGUGAAUGUCACUGCUCAAGAAACGCCCAUUUUCCUAAUAAGCCAGGACUGGGUGUGGAUCUUUUCAGGGCAUCUUCUCUGCUUCUGGUUGGAAGCAAACUGGGAGGAAAUCAUGAGUAGAUAACAUUGAGAAAGGGAGGACAGGGCCUGUGCCAAACAGAAGUCAGUUCAAGGAAGGGUUUCUUUCCCUAGACCAUAGGAAACAGGGUCAAUGAAUAACCUCCAGCAAGGUCAGCCCCUGAAGUCGGUCUGCCCAAGGCCACACCCUUCCCCCUGGUAGGCCUGCCCCAGUGUCUAAGCUAGGUUGUUUUAGUGCUUUGUGGGGCAAACUGUCAAGCAUUUCUUCCACCAGACUCCCCUGUGGUCCCUGUGCAGGGACCGGCCAGGGCUUUGUCAGACUGCCUUCAUGCCCAACACUGCCUUUUUUCCACAGGUGUUUAUCCUAAUAAACGUCUUAACACCCAAA